Messenger RNA from Knipowitschia caucasica, 1569 nucleotides. The record is from the annotation of a GenBank genome assembly. NCBI's taxonomy places the organism in Eukaryota, Metazoa, Chordata, Actinopteri, Gobiiformes, Gobiidae.
AUGGAGAAUGCGGCGCCCGUGAAGAGGCGGCCAUUUUGGAACGUCCGGUUGACCAGAUCUGCAGCCAAGGUCGUAAACGCAGAGACAAACGUGGACGUGGGGCAUCUUGAGCAGGAGCCAGAGCAGGAGCCAGAGGAGGAGCCAGAGAAGGAGCCAGAGCAGGAGCCAGAGCAGGAGCCAGAGCAGGAGCCAGAUCAGGAGCUAAAGGAGGAGCCAGAGCAGGAGCCAGAGCAGGGGCCAGAGCAGGAGCUAAAGGAGGAGCCAGAGCAGGAGCCAGAGCAGGGGCCAGAGCAGGAGCCAGAGCAGGAGCUAAAGGAGGAGCCAGAGCAGGAGCCAGAGCAGGGGCCAGAGAAGGAGCCAGAGGAGGAGCCAGAGCAGGAGCUAAAGGAGGAGCCAGAGCAGGAGCCAGAGCAGGGGCCAGAGCAGGAGCUAAAGGAGGAGCCAGAGCAGGAGCCAGAGCAGGAGCCAGAGAAGGAGCCAGAGAAGGAGCAGGAGCCAGAGAAGGAGCCAGAGCAGGAGCCAGAGGAGGAGCCAGAGCAGGAGCCAGAGGAGGAGCCAGAGCAGGAGCUAAAGGAGGAGCCAGAGCAGGAGCCAGAGCAGGGGCCAGAGCAGGAGCCAGAGCAGGAGCCAGAGCAGGGGCCAGAGCAGGAGCCAGCGCAGGAGCCAGAGAAGGAGCCAGAGGAGGAGCCAGAGCAGGAGCUAAAGGAGGAGCCAGAGCAGGAGCCAGAGCAGGGGCCAGAGCAGGAGCUAAAGGAGGAGCCAGAGCAGGAGCCAGAGCAGGAGCCAGAGAAGGAGCCAGAGAAGGAGCAGGAGCCAGAGAAGGAGCAGGAGCCAGAGGAGGAGCCAGAGCAGGAGCCAGAGGAGGAGCCAGAGCAGGAGCUAAAGGAGGAGCCAGAGCAGGAGCCAGAGCAGGGGCCAGAGCAGGAGUUAAAGGAGGAGCCAGAGCAGGAGCCAGAGAAGGAGCCAGAGCAGGAGCCAGAGAAGGAGCCAGAGAAGGAGCAGGAGCCAGAGGAGGAGCCAGAGCAGGAGCCAGAGGAGGAGCCAGAGCAGGAGCCAGAGGAGGAGCCAGAGGAGGAGCCAGAGCAGGAGCCAGAGAAGGAGCCAGAGGAGGAGCCAGAGCAGGAGCCAGAGGAGGAGCCAGAGGAGGAGCCAGAGCAGGAGCCAGAGCAGGAGCCAGAGGAGGAGCCAGAGGAGGAGCCAGAGGAGGAGCCAGAGCAGGAGCCAGAGGAGGAGCCAGAGCAGGAGCCAGAGGAGGAGCCAGAGAAGGAGCCAGAGGAGGAGCCAGAGCAGGAGCCAGAGGAGGAGCCAGAGGAGGAGCCAGAGCAGGAGCCAGAGCAGGAGCCAGAUAAGGAGCUAAAGGAGGAGCCAGAGCAGGAGCUAAAGGAGGAGCCAGAGCAGGAGCCAGAGCAGGGGCCAGAGCAGGAGCUAAAGGAGGAGCCAGAGGAGGAGCCAGAGGAGGAGCCAGAGGAGGGUCCGGAUCUGCCGCCGGGAACCAGAGACCCGCUGGAACCAGAGACCCGCUGGAACCAGAGACCCGCUGGAUCCACGGCUCCCUCUGUGGUCGUGUGA